This is a messenger RNA of Tinamus guttatus (white-throated tinamou), 5586 nucleotides long. The record is from RefSeq and is a predicted model, not a curated record. Lineage: Eukaryota; Metazoa; Chordata; Aves; Tinamiformes; Tinamidae.
CUUAAGAGCAUUUUUGAUUCCGCUGAAUGAAGAGCGGGUAUCUUUUUCCUUUGAGUGUGGCAGCAAAAAUUGGGAAAGCAGGCAAGAUAGCGCGAUAAACAGUUCAGGCUGGGUUCAGUCUCUGGUGGAAAAAAGUGCUGCAAUGAAAAUUGGAUUGGCUUUGGAUUGCAAAACCUGUUGACUCCAGCAAGUGGUUCAGUACCAAGAGGGAUUUCCUGCCUGGCCUGGCACAGCAGUGCCUGCCCAAGGUCGAGUCUGUUCUGCACGGUUUGUGUGCCUUUUUUUUCCCCUUUAUGCAAUCUCUUUCAGCUUUAGCAGCAGAAGUACAUCGGAUGGAAAAGAUGUGUCAGAGGGCAGCUUGGAAAAGAUGAAUGUCAUAUAUAUACUUAUAUAUGUAUGUGCGUGUGUAUAAGUUUCUGCAUCCGAACUUUUGAAGAAAAUCUGACUGGAGGAAAUCUUAAAAGCCUUAAGUUACUUGAAACCUACACGUUUGCAACUCUCUGUCUCUGGAAUUGCAUUAAGCUAAACUGGAAUCUCAGGCUGUAUAAAGAUUAUAUCAAGUAGAGCAAAAAGAUGAUUUAACCAUUUCUUGAGCGCCUCUUACGAAGUAGCUUUUUCUCCAAAGGAUACGUGCACCCUCACUCUAUGGACUCAAAAAAGAAAAAUGAACCUGAAUUUUUUUUUAAGUGUUACUUUUUCUUAGCCAACUGCCAUCAUCUUUUAUAGAGGAAUUUUUCACUAUGCAUUUGGUGGAUAUUUAUAAACACUGACCCCAUCCUCCUCCUUUUCAAUGAUCUAUCCCAGGUCAGUCUUAUCAAUAAAAGAAUUGAUUUAAAUUUUGUGCACUAGACAUAUUACUUUCUUAUGUCAAAAAAUAAAAUAUUUAAAAAGCAUGUAUGCAGCAGUGGAACAUGGGCCUGUUCUUUGCAGCGAUUCCAACAUCCUCUGCCUCUCCUGGAAAGGGAGAGUCCCCAAAAGCGAGAAGGAGAAGCCGGUGUGCCGGAGACGAUACUAUGAGGAAGGCUGGUUGGCAACAGGCAAUGGCAGAGGAGUUGUAGGCGUCACUUUUACCUCCAGCCAUUGCAGGAGAGACCGGAACACCCCUCAGAGGAUCAACUUCAAUUUGAGGGGCCACAAUAGUGAGGUUGUGCUGGUGAGAUGGAAUGAACCAUUUCAGAAACUAGCAACCUGUGAUGCAGACGGAGGAAUAUUUGUUUGGAUACAAUAUGAAGGCAGAUGGUCUGUGGAGCUUGUGAAUGAUCGUGGGGCACAGGUGAGUGACUUUACGUGGAGCCAUGAUGGGACUCAAGCACUUAUCUCCUAUAGAGAUGGAUUCGUGCUGGUCGGAUCAGUCAGUGGGCAAAGACACUGGUCUUCAGAAAUAAACCUGGAGAGUCAGAUCACCUGUGGUAUAUGGACUCCAGAUGACCAACAGGUACUGUUUGGCACUGCUGAUGGCCAGGUUAUUGUCAUGGACUGCCAUGGCCGAAUGCUGGCCCACGUUCUCCUUCACGAGUCAGAUGGUAUCCUCAGCAUGUCCUGGAACUACCCCAGCUUCCUGGUGGAGGACAGCAGCGAGAGCGACACCGACUCUGAUGACUAUUCCCCACCGCAAGAUGGACCAGCUGCAUAUCCCGUGCCAAUGCAGAACACCAAACCGCUGCUUACUGUCAGCUUCACGUCAGGAGAUAUUAGUUUAAUGAACAACUACGAUGACUUGUCUCCUACUGUCAUCCGCUCAGGGUUGAAAGAUGUGGUGGUACAGUGGUGUACACAGGGAGAUUUGCUUGCAGUAGCAGGUAUGGAGAAGCAAAGUCAGCUAGCUGAUCUUGGCAAUGGUUCCAUGUUGAAAAGUGCUCUUGUCAAGUUCUACAAUGUGCGUGGGGAACAUAUCUACACUCUGGAGACCCCUGUUCAGCGUCCCAUCAUCUCCAUCUGUUGGGGUCACAGGGACUCGCGCCUGCUGAUGGCUUCUGGGCCUGCCCUGUAUGUUGUCAGAGUGGAGCACCGGGUGUCCAGCCUGCAGCUUCUGUGCCAGCAGAGCAUCGCCAGCUGUCUGCGGGACGACAAGGAUGUCAGCAAGCUGAGCCUGCCGCCUCGCCUCUGCUCAUACCUCACCACUGCCUUUAUACCAACAAUCAAGCCUCCUAUCCCAGACCCAAACAAUAUGAGAGAUUUUGUCAGCUACCCAACAGCUGGCAACGAACGACUUCACUGCACAAUGAAGCGGACAGAGGAUGAUCCAGAGGUCGGUGGCCCAUGUUACACUCUGUACUUGGAAUACCUUGGGGGAUUGGUGCCUAUCCUGAAAGGACGUCGUAUCAGCAAGUUACGGCCAGAGUUUGUCAUCAUGGAUCCUAAAACAGAUGGGAAAGCAGAUGAAAUCUAUGGAAACAGCUUGAUUUCCACUGUGAUUGACAGCUGCAACUGCUCUGACUCCAGCGAUAUCGAACUGAGUGACGACUGGGCAGCAAAGAAGUCCCCCAAAAUCAGCCGAGCUAGCAAAUCACCCAAACUCCCCAGAAUCAAUAUCGAAGCUCGCAAAUCUCCAAAGAUGUCACGAGCUGCACAAGAGAUAUCAAGAUCUCCAAGGUUACCAAUAAGGAAACCUUCUAUUGGUUCACCAAGCCUAACCCGAAGGGAGUUUCCUUUAGAAGAUAUUACUCAGCAAAACUAUCUUGCUCAGGUCACAUCUAACAUCUGGGGAACCAAAUUUAAAAUUGUGGGUUUGGCUGCUUUCCUACCAACUAACCUUGGUGCAGUAAUAUAUAAAACCAGUUUGCUGCAUCUUCAGCCCAGGCAAAUGACCAUAUAUCUCCCAGAAGUGCGAAAGAUUUCAAUGGACUACAUUAACUUGCCUGUCUUUAAUCCAAAUGUUUUCAGUGAGGAUGAGGAUGAUUUACCAGUGCCUGGCGCGCCCGGCGUCCCCGAGAGCAGCCCACCGUGCACCGUGAACAUCCCCAUCGCCCCUAUCCACAGCUCCACACCCCUGGGCUAUGAGCGCAUCACCACGUUUGACAGCAGCGGCAAUGUGGAGGAGGUGUGCAGGCCGCGCACCAGGAUGCUCUGUGCCCAGAACACCUACACCCUGCCAGGGCCCGGCAGCUCGGCCACGCUGCGCAUUACCGCCACCGAGAAGAAGAUCCAGCAGCCCUGUUCAAGCGCCACCCUGAACAGACUCACUGUCCCGCGCUACUCCAUCCCAACUGGGGACCCACCACCUUACCCCGAAAUCGCCAGCCAGCUGUCACAGGGCCGAAGCAUUGCACAGAGGCUGGACAGCACUAUUAUUCACGCCACUCUGCGGCGGAACAGCAGAGAGGCAGCUAUGAAAAUGGCUCAGCUGGUUGACGGUCAACGAGCCACUUUGCAACUUCCCCUGAAAGCCAAGAGCAACGUUGUGACAGCACAGUACCCGCAGAGAGCACCUACAGCUUUGUACACCUGCAGCCAGUGCAGCAGCAGUAGCAGCAGUGGCAAUGGCAGCAGCAGCACAGGCACUGGUGUGGGGAGCAUGGCUAAUGCCAAUGCUAGUAGCAGCACUUCCAGUAUUAGUGGUCUGAGACCUGACUUAAGCACAGGCAGUAGCUCCCAGCAUAGCUCUGUCAUUGCUCACUCUGUCAGUACUUCACCUCUGGCCUCCCAAUCUUCCUAUAGCUUGCUGAGCCCACCUGACAAUUCCCGUGACCGGGCAGAUUAUAUCAACUCAGCCUUCACAGAGGAUGAGGCCCUUUCUCAGCACUGCCCAGUGGAGAAAUCAAUGCGGCAUGUCCCAGUGGCUUUGACAGAGGCUGCCAUUGGUGUAAAACGGCCACCACCGUACCAGUGGGACCCUAUGGUGAGUGAAGAGAUAUGGGUUCCUCAGGAAAGGACAUCUCAGAGCUCAGUACCCAACCCUCUAAAACCUACUCCUCUCAUCAUUGGUCAAACUCAGCAUUUGGAUAUGUCUCGAGUGCCAUUUGUUUCCCCUAAGUCUCCAACCAGUCCCACUGCCACGUUCCAGACGAGUUAUGGGGUUGGAGUCCCAUACCCAGGAAGCUACAGUGCCCCCCCUCUUCAGGGAAUGCAGCCCUCCUGCUCCCCUAAAGAAGCUUUGGCCCCAACGCAGUUUGCACAGCAGGAGCCAACAGUAGUGCUUCAGCCAGGUUAUCCAUCUAACCUCUCCUAUUGCCCUUUGCCACCCAUGUAUCCAGGAGGUAGCACUUGCUCUAGUUUACAGCUGCCACCGAUAGCCUUGCACCCGUGGAGCUCCUACAGUGCAUGCCCACCUGUACCAAAUCCCCAAGGCACUUUGCCCCCGAAGCCACUCCUUGUGGUGGAGAAACCAGUUUUGUCUCCUCCACCAGCAGAGCUUCAGGGCCAUGUGGGCACAGAGGUGAUGGUGGAAACAGCAGACACCUUUCAGGAGGUGCUUUCCUUGACAGAAAGCCCUGUUCCUCAAAGGACAGACAAAUUCGGCAAGAAGAACCGGAAGCGUCUAGAUAGCCGAGCUGAGGAAGGAAACGUGCAAGCUAUCACUGAGGGCAAGGUCAAAAAGGAGGCAAGGACACUAACAGACUUCAAUUCACUAAUAUCCAGCCCAAGGCUGGGCAGGGAGAAGAAGAAAGUCAAGAGCCAAAAAGACCAGCUGAAGUCCAAGAAGUUGAACAAGACAAAUGAAUUUCAGGAUAGUUCGGAGAGUGAACCAGAGCUUUUUAUCAGUGGGGAUGAACUGAUGAACCAGAGUCAGGGCAGCAAAAAGGGAUGGAAAACCAAGAGGAAUUUGAGGACCGCUAGCGAGCUGGAUGAAUUCAAGUGUCGUAAGGCCAAUGAAAAGGAGGAUGGACGACUGGGGAGCCAGGGCUUCGUGUACGUGAUGGCCAACAAGCAACCUUUGUGGAACGAGGCAACACAAGUGUAUCAGCUGGACUUUGGCGGGCGGGUGACCCAAGAGUCUGCAAAAAACUUCCAAAUUGAGCUGGAAGGACGACAGGUGAUGCAGUUUGGAAGAAUUGAUGGCAAUGCCUACAUUUUGGACUUUCAGUAUCCGUUUUCUGCAGUGCAAGCCUUUGCUGUUGCUCUGGCUAAUGUGACUCAACGCCUCAAAUGAACAAGCAGAGACUGGAGAGAGGAAAAUGUUCACAAAACCAUCUCAAAAAGUCCAAGCCAGAAAAUGUUAGGGCAGUCUGCUUUAGGUGCGCAGAGGUGCCUGGGAACGAAAAAGGCAGUAAAACUGGAAAAGUCUUUUGGUGCCCCAGACAAGGGCAUUAACUCUAAUCAGUCAUGGGGUGGAGGGUGGGGGGACUCUUUUCUCUUUUGUUCCUUCAUUUGUUUUUGGUUUGUUUGUUUCUUUGUUUGUUUUUUAGCGUUCUGCUGGGUUUCAGAAAGAGCGGAGGGUUGAGAGCCGUUCAGUGUCACGUGGAGGUGUGUGGCUUUUGGCUUGUUGUGGUGAUUCUGCCGUGUUUGCUACAAUAGCUACGUAAGCUCAUAGGGGGAUUAAAAUGACUGCUCUUUUUGAUAGACUGCCUUAUAUCAUGCUAUUAUUUUUAAAACAGGGAGCAUAACUUUUUUCUGGUCCACUUUGUACUACUACUACUAUUACUACUA